ACAAUAACAACAACAACACCCGCGCACAUCUCUCCCCCUCUUCCCCCUCCCAUACACAUUCUGUACUCAUGCCAUGGCGCCGUACUACAACCGUCAGCCGUAAACUUUGCCACGAAUUGCCGGAAAGAGAAGUCAAUGUUUCUCUUAUUCGACGCUCACCCUGCAAACAUGAAGAACGGCAGAAACCAGACCGACGUCCUGUCCAUUGAGAGGACGCUUGGUCUGAAGAGCGAACGUGGCAUUUCACGACAGGGCAACAAGGAUUCGCCACCCAUCGAGGCCAUUCUCAAAGGCAUCAAGCUCAUCAUGGUCGCCUACGUCAACCAGGACCUGACCAUUAUCCGUGAUUCCGACGCUCUCAAAGCAGAGGCGACAACCCUAUUCGACCAGUACGGUCCGCAAAUAUGGCCAGGACCCGACGAGCCUCGCCCGCACUGGUUAGAGGAACCCAGCGAAAUGCGACAUGAGGGCAAGUACCCCAAGGCUUGUCAUUAUACCAUUCCUGAGGACUACGAAUAUCUCAAAGAACGAUUUAUUCAGCUCGUAAUUGAAAAGGCAUGCAAUUACCACGAGAAUCAACUGCAAAAGCAUCGCCGACAUACUGCCAAAGUCCUCCAGAGCCACUCGAACGGGGACAACGAAGGCGAAGACUCACGCGGCGAAGAGGCCGAUCGUGACGAUUCGGACUCACCAGGACAGCCAGCGAGCAAGAUCGAUGAGUUCCAGUCGCAAUUUGCAGCAUAUACGCAACCAGUGCCAGAUGAGGACGGCAAGCCACAUGGUCUACCGCUGACAGGUGGCGAUAAUUCCCAACCAUCAAGUGCUCGUAAACGACCGAGAAACAACGUCAACGUGGAGGAGAAUAGUACGUUCAAGCGGGCACGCAGUGAAAGCAUUGCCGGCUCUUCUCAGGGAGAGUCAUUAGUGGUGCCAAGUACUUACUCGUUCCAACCGAUCAAUGGCGAGCUCACACAAGAACCACCCGAGCUACCCCGUGCGCAUGGCUUCAAUCCAGUCAAUGCUGCACCGCCCCCAAUAGCCGCUGCCGCCAGCGCACCGAAUGGCAUGGCGCAUUCUAUGGAUUCGCUGCCUUUCAGCAAGCCAUCGCCGGCUGCUAGUAGCCAACAACCCUCGAGCAGUGCACCCAACAGCAAUCGAAUGCUGCCCAGCGUGCCCGUUCCGCCUCACCAGAGGCCGCUGCCUUCUCUUACAGGAUUUCCCGGGUCCCACGAAUCUGCUGCCGAUGGCCCACGAAAUGAAAAUCAACGAGACGACAGGCGGCAGUCAGACCCGCGAAACUACGAAUCCCCCUAUGGACAGCAUCAUCCCGCGUUCCAAGGACAAAAGCCCGAACAGUUCCGAUCGGGGUUCCAGCCUGUAAAUGCAUCUUCACCAGGAGGGACACGACCUCCUGUCUUGCAGCUCCCAUCUCAUGCGCAUACUCUCCCUGCCCAUACUUUGCAAAACCCGUUCCGCACCUUCCCUUCUGGCCCAGCGAAUUCUCCUCCAGCCUUCGGCGCGCCUCGUCUGGAGGGGCAGCCGCUUCCGACAACGUUCAACACAGUGCGACCCUCGCAUGUGCCAUUACCUGAACCUGUCCUCUCCGCGUUGGGACUGCAGGGACCACGACCACAAUCUCGCUCGAAACAAGCGCCACGGCGACCGAGUCCGUCUGGCCAUCGUCGACCCAGCAUGGCGCCUUCUCUCCCUCCCAUGGAGCUUGCAGCCGACAGGAGAGAAGCCAUGCCACAUUCACACGUAGCUACGCCGGAUCCUCUCGACCAUGAUGCAGUAUAUUUCGAAGAUGUACUUGGCGACCUUGCCACGUGUCCCGUCAUUUUCAAGCUGAAAGAGGAGUUGGGGCCGAAGAUGCCUCGCCACAGACUCGACAAACUGAAGAAGCUGCUGGUGGACUACCCCGACGCGCGAUUCGAACUAGAAGCGCUCGAACGACGCGCACGCAUGCCCAGUGAGCAGAAUGAAGCCGAGCGAUUACCGCCUCCUGGCUGGAUCCAGAAUCCCGUCGGCGUCUGGGUUCCCGGUGCUCAUGCGCAACAGCAACAGCCACAGCCACAGCCGCCGCACAUGUAUUCACAGCCUCACAGUUUUGGCCGCGAUGCUGCGCUCACACCUCGUCCCACACCUGGGCCACCAGCUCAUCAGAAGUCCGACGCGCCCUCGACCCCGCAAGUCAAAGAUGAGCAUCACGACCUACCCUCCGGCCGCUCGCUCGACAACAUUCUGGUCGAGAUCAAUUGGAAUCGCAACCUUGACUACUCGGAUCACGUUGAGAUGCAGGAAUUUGAUACUGUCCAGAAGCUGUUUGACAUGGUCGAGGAAGCUCGUCCCGAUGAGCUGCUCCGGGACCGUGAUGUGAUCAAGGAGAUUCGGAUCAAAUCCAAGACUGAACUUCACGGUCCCGGUGGGCAAGUGUUACCUCGCAUUGUGCAUGACGAGACGCGAGGCCGAGCGAGCGUGAAGCAGUUGAUCCGCAAGCUGAGAAGCCAACCUCCCGAUAUGGAGAUUGAGCUCGUUUUUGACGUGAUGUGGAAGCCAGGGGAAGCGAAGUAGCUCCGAACUAUCUAAUAGCCGCUUUGUGGAGGAGGAGGAGGAGGAGGCAGAAAUGCCAAGAUACCACAAGCUCAGCACGCGGAGUGGAGAGUGUACCGACGACGACGACGACGACUGACUGACUAUGCCCUGUGCAAUCAAUUGUUCAGCACAGGAAAACAAAACAAGGCCGCAACGGCAGCCCCAUCAUGUGGCAUCACAAAUUCAUUUUGGCGACUUCUGUAACAACUAACAACAAAAUCAGGCAGCGAAGGCGUUUUCCUUAGAAAGAGAGAGGGGAGGGAGGGAGGAAGAGGUUGGGCAAAAAAGUCUGUCGCCAGAAUUUCUCUUACGAUACCUAGGUACAGAUCGUCAGUAUAAGGGUACAAGGCUGAACAGAUGUCACAGUUAUGAUAGACCACAGAACAGUAUUAAUGUCCAUGACUCGUUGGCUGAUGGGGGGAAGAAGCCAAGAGCGCCACAAUCGUCAACAUGUAUCUGUACAGCUUGGACACGAUUUACUAUCUUACACUGUGUGACUGUGAUGACCUCGUGUCGA
Messenger RNA from Sphaerulina musiva SO2202, 3109 nucleotides. RefSeq lists its product as uncharacterized. Lineage: Eukaryota; Fungi; Ascomycota; Dothideomycetes; Mycosphaerellales; Mycosphaerellaceae. The coding region runs from base 136 to 2571 and encodes 811 amino acids. The transcript is spliced from 4 exons. The record is from RefSeq and is a predicted model, not a curated record.